Mycosarcoma maydis (corn smut) is the source of this 798-nucleotide messenger RNA. Its product is annotated as putative uridine-monophosphate kinase. Gene Ontology annotation, molecular function: UMP kinase activity; ATP binding. The record is from RefSeq and is a predicted model, not a curated record. Gene Ontology annotation, cellular component: nucleus; cytoplasm. Lineage: Eukaryota; Fungi; Basidiomycota; Ustilaginomycetes; Ustilaginales. The transcript has a single exon. The coding region runs from base 1 to 798 and encodes 265 amino acids. Gene Ontology annotation, biological process: CDP biosynthetic process; UDP biosynthetic process; 'de novo' pyrimidine nucleobase biosynthetic process.
AUGGGUCUGUUCGACAAGCUCAAGCACAAGAAGCACGAACCGGUCGAGGCAGCUCCUGCCCCUGCUGCUCACAUUGCAUCUGCACCCGCUGCUGAUGCUGAGACUGGUGCUGGUGCCGUUGAGAAGGAUACGCCACGAUUCGACUCGUCCAAAGUGACGGUCGUCUUUGUGCUUGGCGGACCCGGUGCUGGCAAAGGCACCCAGUGUGCUCGUCUCGUACAAGAUUACGGCUUUGUUCACCUUAGCGCCGGUGAUCUGCUGCGUGCCGAACAGCAACGUCCAGGCUCCCAGUACGGUGCCAUGAUCGCCGACUACAUCAAGGAAGGCAAGAUCGUGCCCAUGGAAGUAACCGUCGCUCUGCUUUCCAACGCGAUCGCGGAAGCUCUCUCCAAGCAAGCCACUACCGAAGCCGAUCACUCGAUCCCUGAAGAGCACAAACUCAAAUGGAGCGAUGGCAAGGGUCGCUUCCUUGUCGACGGCUUCCCACGCAAGAUGGACCAGGCGAUCAAAUUUGACGAAUCAGUAUGCGAGUCCAAGUUUGUGCUGUUCCUGCAGUGCAGUGAAGAAGUGAUGCUCGAGAGAUUGCUCGAGCGUGGAAAGACCAGCGGUCGCGCCGAUGACAACAUCGAGUCGAUCAAGAAGCGUUUCCAGACCUUUGUAGAGACCUCGAUGCCUGUGGUCGACUACUACCGAAAACAGGACCGCGUGGUAGAGGUCGACUCGAUCAAGACGGUGGAUCAGGUCUAUGCCGAGAUCAAGGAGGCUAUGGAUCGCACCUUUGCCAAGCUUGAGCAGUAG